AUGCUGGCUAACUCGGCCAAGCCGUCAAAAGAUCGAGCUUCUCCCACAGGCGCGAGUCCCAUCGCAAAUCAUGGAUCAUUAGGUUCUCGACAGCGAAGCAGCAUCCCUAUGACACCACGGUCAUUAGGGGGCACACAGGCCGAUUUUGCGCGACAACUAGCCGAGAGGAACCAAGCGCUACACCCGCAAAAGAAGUUUAAAUCAUCUGCCCCAAGGGGAGUGAAGCUGGGUACGGGUUAUAUCGACAGGUCACAAACUCGUGAGGCCAACGAAGAUGACCGGGAGGAGAGAUUAAAGGCACUUGAAAAGGCUCUUAAAGACGAAGAAAUCGAUCAGUCAACAUACGAAAAACUAAGAUUCCAAAUCGCGGGUGGAGAUCUUGGGAGUACGCAUCUGGUAAAGGGGCUCGAUUUCAAGCUUCUUGAAAGGAUACGCAAAGGCGAGGACAUCUACGGAAAGAAGGAAGCGGGAAAAGAGGAUCCUGAAGAAGUCGCCGCUGAAGAAGAUGUGGACGAUGAAUUCGAUCAACUUGAAGAACUGGACGUACAAGCAAUCACAAAGGAAAAGGUGGAAAAGAAAAAGGGGAAUCUCUCAACUGUGGCUCUGGCUCCAGGGAAGAAAAGAACACGCGACCAAAUUUUAGCGGAGCUAAAAGCAGCCCGGCUAGCAGCAAAGGAAGCCCAAGAAUCAACUCUCGGAGAUCGAUUCAAAAAAAUUGGAGCAAAACAAAAGCCAGGAACCAGGAUCGAGAAAGACAGUAAAGGGAGGGAGGUUUUAAUUAUUGUAGACGAAGACGGACAUGAGAAGAGGAAAGUGCGGAAGGUACAGCGCGACGAGGGAGAUUCACAGAGUGGCCUUCUAAUGCCAGACAAGGAUGCUAAACCGCUAGGUAUGGAAGUUCCUGAACAAUAUCGAAAGAAGGAGGAGCCAGAGGAAGACGAUGGUGAUGUGGAUAUCUUUGAAGAUGCUGGCGAUGAUUACAAUCCGCUGGCCGGAGUGGAGGGAUCCGACUCUGAUUCGGAUGAAGAAGAGAGCGACAGCAACCAGCGAAAAGUAAGCAUGGAAGCUGGCACCAAAGAAUCUAUGCCACCCCCACCAAAACCGUCUCUUACACAGCCAGAACGGCGCAACUACUUCAAAGAUGCAAAGACGGGACUUAUAUCCGAGAAAGCAAAUAGAGGACCAUCUAUGUCUGAUCCGGCAAUAUUGGCGGCCAUUAAGAAGGCAGCAUCUCUCAGGCCCAUUGAGCAAGAUGCUGAGGAUGAUAAAGCCAAGGAAGAGGCCAAAGCACUGGAAGAACGACGCAAGAAGCUCCUUCAAAUGCAGAGUAGAGAUGAUGAUGACAUCGACAUGGGCUUUGGCACUAGUCGAUUUGAGGAUGAGGAAGAUUUUGACGAUUCGAAGGUCAAGCUGUCGAAGUGGGGCGAUGACACUGGAGAAGAGGGUUCAAGUAGAGGCGACAAGUCAAAGCGGAAGAGGGGACCGAAGAAGCGGAAGGGCGAUGCUAACAGCGCGGCGGACGUGAUGCGGGUCGUCGAGCAGCGCAAGAAGUCGGGGUGA
This is a messenger RNA of Trichoderma asperellum CBS 433.97, 1560 nucleotides long. RefSeq lists its product as uncharacterized. The record is from RefSeq and is a predicted model, not a curated record. Gene Ontology annotation, cellular component: nucleus. NCBI's taxonomy places the organism in Eukaryota, Fungi, Ascomycota, Sordariomycetes, Hypocreales, Hypocreaceae. Gene Ontology annotation, biological process: mRNA splicing, via spliceosome.